This is a messenger RNA of Melitaea cinxia (Glanville fritillary), 1381 nucleotides long. RefSeq names its product lachesin (gene Lac). NCBI's taxonomy places the organism in Eukaryota, Metazoa, Arthropoda, Insecta, Lepidoptera, Nymphalidae. The coding region runs from base 65 to 1144 and encodes 359 amino acids. Gene Ontology annotation, cellular component: neuron projection. The record is from RefSeq and is a predicted model, not a curated record. The transcript has 12 exons.
AUAUACAAUACGAAAGUUUCUUCCGUGAAGUAGUGAGGUGUGGUGUGUUGUAGCGUUGUUUACAAUGGCGUGCUUUAUAUUCAAAUAUUUUACUAUUAUACUCUGCAUUUUGACUUUUGUCAAUUGCCAGAGGACUCCAACCAUCUCUCAUAUGACUCAAGAACAGAUAAGAGAUAUCGGAGGCCAGGUCGACCUGGACUGCUCCGUGCACUAUGCACAGGACUACCCGGUUAUAUUCCUAUCUACAGAAUCUCUGCCUUUGUCUUCCAACUCUGGUUUAAUCAUUCGCGACUCGAGAUUCUCCCUACGUUAUGACGACGCAUCUGCUACUUAUACUCUAACUAUCAAAGACAUUCAAGAAACCGACGCGGGUUGGUACCAGUGUCAAGUUAUAAUGUCAGUAAACAAUAAGAUAACGGCUGAAGUUGAACUCCAAGUUAGAAGACCCCCUAUCAUAUCUGACAACUCCACACGGUCCAUUGUGGCCAGUGAAGGAGAAAGUGCUCAAAUGGAAUGUUAUGCGGGCGGUUUUCCCUCACCAAAGAUCUCAUGGCGUCGCGAGAACAACGCCAUCUUACCGACUGGUGGCUCCAUCUAUCGUGGCAACAUCCUGAAAAUAGCAUCGGUACAUAAAGAAGAUCGUGGUACGUACUACUGUGUUGCUGAAAACGGAGUGGGCAAAGGAGCUCGGAGAAAUAUCAACUUGGAAGUGGAAUUUGCACCCGUUGUUACUGUGCCUAGGCCUAGAUUGGGACAGGCUUUACAAUAUGAUAUGGAUUUGGAAUGUCACGUAGAAGCAUACCCACCUCCGGCGAUAUCUUGGCUUAAGGACGAAGUACAGUUAUCUAAUAAUCAGCAUUAUAGAAUCUCUCACUUUGCAACAGCAGAUGAGUUCACAGACACGACUCUCCGAGUGAUAACUAUAGAGAAACGUCAAUACGGCCUGUUCACUUGCAAGGCCCAAAAUAAACUCGGUACAGACGAGGGUACCGUGGAGUUAUUCGAAAUGAUAAUACCCGUGUGUCCGCCCGCUUGUGGCCAGACAAGAUAUUCGAGCUCAGCUAGUGUAAACGCCUCCGAAGUUAUGGUGACCGUGCUAGCUUUGUAUGUGUUUUGGAUGAGAGUCGCCAAUACCAGACAUUAACUACCGGGGCUUAAGGCUUGAUCCAGAAAUCUACGGUAACUUAGCAUCACGAUCGCGCUCAUCAUCAGUACUAAUUAUUACAAUGAUAACAUACAUAUCUUCUAAUUUAAGUAUUUGAAUAAUAAACAAUUUUUUUCUAAAAAGCUAAUAAUUGGUUGUGAAAAAUUUUUGACAAGUGAUUUUUAUAAUAUAUAUAUAUAUAUUUUUUUUUUAAAUUUUGUAAAACUGGCCUGUAAC